Perca fluviatilis (European perch) is the source of this 1178-nucleotide messenger RNA. RefSeq lists its product as uncharacterized. Bases 9 to 1178 code for a protein of 389 amino acids. The record is from RefSeq and is a predicted model, not a curated record. NCBI's taxonomy places the organism in Eukaryota, Metazoa, Chordata, Actinopteri, Perciformes, Percidae. The transcript has 7 exons.
GCCAAGAAAUGACAACGCAUACAUGGUUUGAAAAUACUAUAUGGGGAGGAAUGUGCGCUCUGUUCAAAAUAACUAACUCUUACAACCACAGAAGGAGGCUAAGGAAAAUAUAUAAUGAAGUUCUUCAGGAACAAGAGUCACAAGGUGUACCCACUGAAGAAAGAAAGUCUGACAUGGAGCCGGAUGAGACUGAGGAUGCCGAACAAAUACCACCUGAGAUACAGUCACCUGAUUUAGAGACCUCACAUCAUCAAAAUGUAGAGGAAGAGUGCCUACCUAAAGGUGUCAUCACAGACACGGUACACGUCGUCGUCACAGAUGAAGAAGACGACGAACAAGAACAUACACAGUCACCUGACUUAGAGACCUCACAUCAUCAAAAUGUAGAGGAAGAGUGCCUACCUAAAGGUGUCAUCACAGACACGGUACACGUCGUCGUCACAGAUGAAGAAGACGACGAACAAGAACAUACACAGUCACCUGACUUAGAGACCUCACAUCAUCAAAAUGUAGAGGAAGAGUGCCUACCUAAAGGUGUCAUCACAGACACGGUACACGUCGUCGUCACAGAUGAAGAAGACGACGAACAAGAACAUACACAGUCACCUGACUUAGAGGAAACACUGCCACUGAAUACACCUACACAGCAGCAAGAGAAACUUUACUGCUUAUGCCGCCAGCCAAACUAUGAACAUGAGCCCUAUGUAGAAUGCAAGAAAUGCAAAGACUGGUUUCAUCCAUUUUGUGUUGGAGCACGGACACAUGAAGAUCUGGAAUGGAUUUCACCUUGGUUUUGUCCAAAUUGUUCUAGUCAACCCCCCAAAAAGCCUAAGAAAGCAGCUCGUCGGCUAUUCAGUAAACAAGAAAGCAUAGAAGACAAGGAGAUUUGUGACAGGGAUGAGAGGAGAGAAGACACAGAUAGCAACACAUCUAGCCCUGAAGUCUCUAGCAGGUCAGACUCUAGUGACGAGUGCUGUCCGGAGUGUUACCAAAUCCCUUUUUCACGAGCUGAGUGGGAGGACAUAAAACCUGUAGAUACCGAAAAAGGAACAAGUGGACAUCUUGGAGGCACAUGGUGGAAGAUGCAUCCACUGAUGAAUGGCUUCAAGCGUUGCUGCAGGUACACCGAGAGUUCUUGGGAAGGAGGUGGGGCCAGGGGAAAGUCACUUGGCUCAUGA